Molecule: messenger RNA, 1422 nt
Organism: Beauveria bassiana ARSEF 2860
Lineage: Eukaryota; Fungi; Ascomycota; Sordariomycetes; Hypocreales; Cordycipitaceae
Product: glucan 1, 4-alpha-glucosidase
Exons: 1
Coding region: 1-1422 (473 amino acids)
Source: RefSeq, a predicted model, not a curated record
AUGUCCGUCAUGGCCUCUCGUCCGCCCAACAUGCCCGCCGGCGCCGGUGGCGGCAACCCCUCCAAGCGCCCACGCCUCUCUCUGCAAAUCAAGACGUCUUGCCUCUCCGGCUCCUCUUGCUCGUCCGGCAACGCAGCGUCGACGUCGACGUCGACGCCGAACCGCUCGCGCGGCUUUCCUCUCAACCCGUCGGACCCGACGGCCUUCAACACCCUCUCCAACGCCUACGUGACGGCCAUUGAGCGCGCCUCGACGCCCCUCGCCUCGCCCGCCGCCGCGGAACCCCUCACCGCAAUCACCACACUGCAGGCCAUCUCGCUCUACUCGCCGCUCGGUGGUCGUCGCCCCCGUUCGGCAGCGGCCAGCGCUUACCCCGCGACGCCCGUCUCCGCGUCGUCGCCCCGGCGGCAGCAGCAGCAGCAGCAGCGAUUAUUGCCAAGCAACAGCGUCAUGUCGCCCACGCCACCCGUAUCGGCUGGCGCCGUCGAGGGUGCCGGAAAGGGCAGAAAUAGCACCGUAUUUAGCUUCUCGCCGAGAGAUGCUGCCGCAGGCCGCCAUUCCCUCGAGCAGGCCCUCUACGCUGCGGCGGCAGUCACGAUACCUGCGUCGCCGGCAGCCACAAUACCCGCAUCGCCAGCAGCCACGCCGCCAAAAAAGCAGCAGCAGCAGCAACAACAACCCGCACGGGCCGGCGUCUCCGGCUCGCCUCCGCCGUACACGCACGCCAAGGCCCUCCGCAGCAUCCUCCGCAAUUCGCCUCUUUCCUCGCGUCGAUCCGCUUCGUCUCCGCGCCGCCUCACAACCCCCACCGUCCGCAUCCAGCAAGAAGAUGCGCAACAGCAACAGCAACAGCAGCAGCAGCAGCAGCAGCAGCAGCAGCAGCAGCAGAGGGCCGCCAAGCGCGUAUGCUACCACAGCCCCAUUGAGCAGGAAAUCACCACCAACACGUACACCAAAUCUCACAUUGACCUGCUCGUCGAGGAAGCCGCCACCGCGUCGCCGUGCUCCCCGCGCCGGAUGCCCGUCGACUUGCUGCGGGCGUUUUCCGCGAAUGAGAUUCGGGAUGGCGGCCAGACGCCCGGUGCGUUUGAGGACGAGAGCAAGCGGCUGGACGCGGCGCUGUCUAGUUCAGGUGAUGGAGUGCAGAAGAGUAGCAUUAGUAGUAGUAGUACUGGUACUACGCGAGGGGAGAAGAAGAGGCGCUGGGUGUGGACGAUUGGGAGAGAAGACGAGGAAGUGGAUGAGGAUGAGGAGCAGCUCGGCGGUGCGGUGGUGGCGGCAGCGAGAGCGGCGGCGGCAGCGGCGGCAGCGGUGUCGGUGGCUGGGGGGAGUGGGAGUGGAGGGGCGCCGCUGCUGAGCGUGCCGACGCCAAAGAGAAAGAUGGACACGGACGUGGACGUGGAAAUGGCCGUCAUGACGUGA